This is a messenger RNA of Dermacentor albipictus, 6779 nucleotides long. RefSeq lists its product as uncharacterized. The record is from RefSeq and is a predicted model, not a curated record. NCBI's taxonomy places the organism in Eukaryota, Metazoa, Arthropoda, Arachnida, Ixodida, Ixodidae.
UAAAUAGCGCAGAAAUCAAACUAUAUACAAUUUCAGCAUGACGUUGCGAUUCUACGGCUUUUCUACAGUUUUAUCACAACUGCACGUGCGCGGUCAACCACAAACUCGCGCAGUCACGGCGGCAGGCGGUAUCGGUUAUCUUCUGUAACGUGCAACUUUAAAAAAUGUUACCGACUGUAUAUACGCACUUGUUGACCGCCUGUACCCGACUCGCUGCGUUUCACUGUGCUGCACAGAAUUAGACUUAGUGUGACGCCGUGUGUAUCGUUCUCCCCUCCCUCCUUCUGCCUCUCUCUUCUCAUCUCGCAAACUACCGCGCGUUGCCGUCGCCGCGGCCGCUGCCGUUGAGUUGAGCUACGUCCGCUUGCCUCGCCCGUAAGCGUAAAGCCUCUCCGUGCCGGUGGCUUUCUGGCCAAGAGGAGACCGUAGAACGUGGCUCCUUGCGCUGCGUGAAGCCUUUCCGAUACAUCCACUCGCCGCUAGAGGAUAACGUCCUGCGUCGUCUGCGUCGUCUGCUUCAACGUUGAACGCGUCGACGAAUAUCGGAACUUCUGCAGUGCAGACGAUAUUGUGUGUGCUGGAGUGUUCGGCUUGUCGCUGAAUCUGCGUCGGCGUUGAAGGCAUAGCGCACCCUAUGAUAUUGCAGAGGAGAACAAGCAACAUUGGAGGGGUCAGACUUAUAAGCAAAGACAACUGAUAAUAACCCGAGAGGAUGAAGCGGAAAGGAGUGAUGCACUGAUCGGAGCAGCGGUUCGCACUAUUUAAAACAGGCGACCUCCUGUUGCUUGUGAGGACGAGCCGAUGAGUCGGUGACAACCCGCAAUGGAGCGGCGAAUCCCCCACGUCCGGGACGUGUUCAGCGACAUGCGCUCCUACGACUACUCGCCCCGGUCGAGGCGCAAGGAGUCGGACAGCCCGCUGCCCGCGCCGCGCCACCACGCGCCCAACAACAACCAGCACCAGCAGCAGCAGUCCAAUCAAAAUCGACACCCCGACAAGACGCCCAGCGCCCCUGGCGGCGGCGCGGGCACUACGCCGAACGCUCUGACGGAGCGCGACUUCCGGCACCUGGAGCGCCACCUGUCGAUGAAGAAGACCAUACGGAAGCAGAUCAGCCGCAACUUGGCUCAGGCUUUCGUGGAGGAUCCCAAGGUGCUGUGCAACAAUGCGGUCAACAACAACCACAGCCGGCAGCCGCCCGCUCAGCAGCCGCAGGUCAUCACGCUCACGAGGGCCAAGAUCGCGCGCUCGGACCAGACCUUCCUGGACAUGCUGAAGGAGCCCAGCAACAAGCCCGUCGAGGACAACAACAACGCCGGUCGCACCGUGACCGAGUCCUGCUCGUCCAACCAGCAAUCCUUCUGGAAAUUCCUCGGCAUCAAGGGCAAGGGCAAACGAUGAACAAGCGGCAAUGCUUCACUGGCCAAGCCAGGUCUUGACCCGUUGGCGUGGAGACGAACCAACUGGCCAUUCUCUGCGACCGUCGGUUUUUUUUUGUUUGUUUUGCUUUUUUUAAGGCUUCCAGUGUGAAUGUUUUAAUACGUGAAUGUUAUUGUCUCUGCCCUAUCUUACUUCGAAAAAGAAAUGUGCCGUGAAUUAUUUUUCUUUCUUUGUUGGAGGACGUGACUGGCACGCACGCCUUCGCGCUUGUCAAAGAACAUACGCGGGACGGUCGCAAGACGAAAGUCUUUGAGGUGUUUGCGUGCAGGUCAGCUGAGCAGGUGGCCGCGAUGGUGCUCGAACAAGGAUACGCCUGCUAGGGAACACACCGGCUCGCUCUCGACGUUUCUAAGAGGUUUGUGGUAGAACGGCUAGUCCUUUAGGUUGGUGAGAAGACGUGGGCGUUGUGCGCGAGACGGCCAUGUCGGGAGAGGCGGUGUGACAUGAACUUUUCCCUAGCGACGCUCGGACUGGAUCGGUUCCAUGGGCCCGUCAUUUCGUUCGGUCCGUGGAGGGUUUGAGGCCGGCCUGCUGCCCGACACCCGUGCAACCGAGUUUGUGAGAACCUAUCGGCACGCCCCAGGACGUUUUUUGCGACACCCAGCGGCCUGCACCGUACACCGAAUCGACAACGAUCCGUCCGUCUCACGGUCUUUGACCGACGCGUCACAAGGACCUCGGUGCACAACGUGCCCGCAACCCCUGGUGGCGGAUCCCUGUCACAGGUGCAUUACGCGAGAUUGUGGCGCAUUAGGCCGUCUUAGACAAUCGUCUCUUCGUUCUUUGGCUGUCUGCUUCGAGUGAUUUCGUCGGCGUACUUGCUUGGACCUGUGCGUUUUUUCUGUCUCUAGGUCUACUUGACGCUCCUUUCGUGGCAUCCAACACGAGCCUUCGUGUGGACAAUCACGUGAAUGCUAUUACACAAAUCCUUGGCGUUGAGCGCUGGCGUUUGGACAUUUGUAACGCCAAGUCCACAUGUUGAAUGGCGACUUGAGGCAUCGCCGAUGAAGGCACUGCCGGUUGCACUAGAUUGCGGUGAGGACUGUCAUCUGCAUAUAGUGCUAUGCUAUUGCCUCAAAGGCAUCUGUUUUGACGGGAGUUUCUCUCGUUGGCUGUACGAUGCUGAAAAUGUGGCUUGCACAGAUUCCCAAUCGGAGGAUGAGUGCCCCUUUGCAUUUUUGCUAGCACGUGUACCACAACCAGGACAGCCAUUUCCAGCAUGUGCAUCUUUAGAAAUGAAGGACAUUGUUAGUACCGUGUCUUUCGUGGCAAAGGCCGCAGUCUUGUGCUGAGGCCUUCCCCUUUACGCCGGAAAGGCGGCCGCAUUCCUUAUAGUUGUAGUGAAUUGCAUAAAUUGCAGGUUACUGUUUCGUUGUGUUUCGCUAUAGCGUGUGUACUGCUUAGUAUUUUUUACUACUUGAAGGCGCCCCUAUGCUGUGCGCCAUUCAUCCUGUUUGUUCAGGGCCGUCUCGGCAACUCACACCAUUUGACCAGUUUUUUUUUUCUCACUUUAUCACUGAAGACAUUACUGUACCAUGCACUUGACUCUUGAAACCUUGGUGAAAGUUCCGUGCUGGUUGUUUUGUGAUAUGCUUUACAAGUUUCCGAUUAUUCUUGUAAUUAAAUAUUUGCUUCUUUGGUAUAUUUACGCUGGACGCAUUCUCAUCUAAUGGGCCUACGUAUAUGGACAAAUGCUUGCUUUCUUCAAGGGAGCUAUCACCUUUGUAAACAUAUUGUGCAUCGCAUGUCCGCGUGUCUUCUUCGAUACAAUUUUAACACUGAAUUGUUGAAGUUCGCUUUCGAACAGUUGACCAUGCAGCAACAGUUGUGAUUGUCAUCACUCGUUUUUCUUUAUUUCCGUGUCCCUGAAUGAACUCACUUUGGCAAGUUCGCCAGGAGCACGUUUUAUUGAAGUGAACUUAUAUAAAACGUGCCACCGUUAGUCUGAACAGAACACUCUCAUUUCGUAAGGAAAGCAAGCAGGCCAAGUCUAUCUGCACAAAGUUAGGAAAACGUAGCUAAAUACAUUUUCGCGUCAAGCAUAGGAUGGCGAUUCAUGCACACGCAUACAUGCAGUUAUAGUUAAGAGUAUGAAUAUCACUGCAACCAUGCGUCAUUUGAACUCGCUUGGUAACAAGUUGAACUCAGUGGCCAACCUGCUGACAUGUCGGCUACCAGCGCUUGUUUAUUCGAGAAUGACAAUCGGUGAUGCUAUUAUUGGCAAAGACAGGCAAUGGCAGUAACAGUUAUUGUAGCAACGUUCAGAAAUAGAUACUCUCUGGCACGAUUCCAUCGUGAUUCCCUGUUUUCUGCGCGAACGCGCAUACUACACUGCCAUCAGUCCACAAAACACAAGUCAUGUAUAAUCCGCUUAACAGAUGUUACACAAGAACAGUUUGCACAUGCGAGUAGCCUUGCUACUUCUCUGAGUUGAAAGCAUGAGUCCAUCAAUGUUGCCAGCUCUGAACUUUAUUGUGAGAUGGUGCUGCUACGGUUUAUGAAUAUAAUCCAAAUGUUCAUUCCUUCCUGCUGUAAAGUUCGAUUUUGUACUUUUUUACCGACGGCAAGCACACUGCUGCAGUACUCUUUUUCAUCGCUAGACCAUCAGGGUAAUCACAUCUUCCAUAACUUUAUCGUAGGUUUACACUUCAACCUUCAUAGUCUUUGCGUUCAUAUGAUGCUACCACAUGCGUCACCUUUGAUGAUUUACACAUUGUCGAGUCAAUGCAACAAACAUUGAAUUCUGAAUGCUGUAUCACUGGUUCACAGUGGGCCUUCCAUAGCACAUGUAAAAUCAGAUUUGACGAGCAUACUUAGCAGCAGUUUGCCAAAUGCUAACUGUUCCUAGCACUGUUUCUCUCUUGAACAAUGUAGAAAACAUGCAAAACAUGAUUUUUUUACUAGAUCUCUUUCAGCACUUAUAAAUUUGUUUCGUUAAUCAGCCUUAUUUGUCAAUAUAAGACACCCAGUCGCUCAACACAUGUUCCAGAGACAUGUAUCGCAUGCCUCUUGCCGAGAGCUAUGCAAAAAAUCUUGAGAGUGCCAAUGAGCACGCCGCUGGUACACUGGACAAGCAGCCUUUUGCAAGAGUGCCCUUUGAAGCUGACCGAAUGAAGUGAAAAGUACUGUCUGUAAAGGUACACAGCUGUACAUUUGAAGUAGUGAACUGAGCUACUUCCGGCUGAGUACGUCCAAAAACUCCCUGAGUAUGCCUUACCUUCACACUGCGUUAUUUUUCGACCUGGUGCAAUCACGUCUGCCCUGCCAUAAAAGUUUUUUUUUUAAGCGCAUAAAAUGGUCGAAAACAAGCUUUUCUGUCAGCUGGCACAGCAAACAGAUGGGUUUUGUUAGUGUUCAGAUGGCAUUCAACUUGCUUUUUUUUUGCUGUGCGCUAAAUUUUGAGAAGCUGUUCAGGCGCAGUCUGUGCAAUGUCCGUUUUUGAUGCAAGACAAACUGUUUCAAUAUGAUCGAGCUCUGGCAUUUCUUUUACCCUAAUGGGGAGUGUGUGACCGAUAUUGUACCCAACUCCGAUGUCUAAUCAUGAAGGAUUAUAUUGCAGACCUUAAUUAGAGUUUGAUGAGCGUUUGAAUAUUCAUGAAGUGUUUGAAAUCCCUGUGCGGUCCAGGGCAAUGUUGCCAUAACAGCAUCGUGCAUGGACUGAACGUGUGCUCUUGAACACCGUGCUCAGUUUGUCGCUAGGAGGUUUUAGCUUGUACAUAAACGUGCUCCUAUUUACUACUGGAAACGCAGACGUGGCGCCAUUUGGUGGCAUUGAGUUCAGCCAGAACGUACAAAAGUGUUACUGCAUGACGACCUAUGUUUUUCUCAGUCGCUGGUGUAAAGACCGUGGCAACAUCGUAAUCAUGAAAGUAUGUAGCGACUUUUUAGAGCGUAGGCUUCACCCGUUGCUGCAGCGGGCGUCGGCGUCCCUCGUAACCGAGUGAACGAGCACAGCGAAGGGUGAAAGAGCGAACGCAGAGCGCAGCGGGGGAUUAAAGACGGCGACGGCUAAGAGAGCGCGAGAAGGAAAGCGGAGGAGGAGGGUAUGGCGAAAGGGUGAGAAGAAAUGCGUAGUGCCACGCAAGACAGGCUCUGCAGCAACGACCGUUACAAGAUGGUUCCAGAGUAGCGCACAUCGUCUGUUCGCCAAUGACGCCACUGAUACCAUAUAUGGAAACAAAGCGUCGCAUGAGCGGAGGUCCGUUUGCGGCGGCUGCUGUGAAUCACACCAAGGCGUCACCCACGCACUGCCUCUCGCGGUGUCCCGAUUAGCGAGGCAGUGGCGCCACACUUCGCUCCGCUUGCAACGUGCCGCACCAAGACGGACUGUCCGCGCCAGCAAGUGCGUAGCGAAAUGAAAACACGUAUAGAGCUACGCUCAAAUUUCGCAUUAGGGGGUAGCGUAAUCGUGGGUGAAUUUCUUUUUUCCCGUAAGAGCAGUAUCGAAAAGAAAGUUCUGCUUUGUGGUUCAACAGACUGCCACAAAACGCGGCUUCCAGCAGUAAUGCUGCCGUCCAAGUUUCCGGUGUUUCGGUAUUGCAUAAAUCGCAGUGAUCUGCGCAAAAGCACUCUGAUAGUUUCACCUUGCUCGCACAGGUGUUGUUGCAUACGUAACGGAAUAUCGGAAACAUGGACGGCAGUAGCGACACUGGUAGCGACACCUUGCGACGCUUUUUGCCGAACCGUAACACGUCAGAAACGUUUAUGUCACGUGGGUGUUCUCGUCGAAGGAAAACAGACCGCAAGUUAGCGAUUACAUCAAGCGCCAACGCUUUACACCGCCUGCUAGUGGAAUAUGGCUGGUCACUGUAAUAAUAGCUUUGUCAUCCCCGCUUAGAGAAUAUGCCACACGAUGGCGCCACCAACGCGACUUGUCACUUCUGCGUUUCUAGCGUAAAACGUUUACGGACGAGCACAAACUUUCUAUUACGUUUCGUACAGCCUGUCCGAGAAACGUUUGUGACACAGGCAUUGGGCAGCGUGAGUUGCGUGUGUAAAAUUUAUCACUGCCUUCUCUUCGUUUAAAAGCCGCAUCCUUUGGGUUGUAACAGUUUCGAGAACGUAGCUUAUUGUGGUAGUGGAAAUGCCUACUUGUUCUGUGUCGGAGCAUCUCGGUGUUUGUGAUGCGCCGUUUUGAUGUCUUUUUUUUUCUACAACUGGCAAACAGAGAGCCAUAUUUACGCGAGAUUUAUAGAGCCAACACACACUACACACGAAAAGAGUGUCGACGUAAGAAAUGAGCGCCUGGCGAAAUGUGCCACCGGCGACGCAGGUAGAUGGCAAUGAUGUUUGUGUACAAAAAAAAACAACCUUCGAAUGAAUGUGCUCUGAAUGUGUGU